Molecule: messenger RNA, 1344 nt
Organism: Brenthis ino (lesser marbled fritillary)
Lineage: Eukaryota; Metazoa; Arthropoda; Insecta; Lepidoptera; Nymphalidae
Source: the annotation of a GenBank genome assembly
AUGGGCAAAUUGAAGAGUUGGCAACUUUUAUCGUUUCUUUCUUCAGGAUGUCAAUUGUAUAAAAAAGUGGCUCGACGAAGCCGGGACAAUCUGUUAGUUAGUAAAAAAAACCUUAAAGUAUUAAAAACAAAUCAAGUGGAUGUAACUUCCGACACUAAGUAUUUAGUCGUAUUUAUAGCGCGUACGUCACACGUCGCUACGUCACCUCUACAAGCUACAGCGCGCAGUCCGCGCGUAGCCACGCGUGCGGUGACCCAUUCACUAAGUGAUAAUACACACAACGUAAAAAAAAUCGCCAAGAUGGCGGGAAUGAAGUUUUGUGGUUCAUCGUCGAGAUUGCUUCUGCUGAGCGUUCCAGCUUUCAUUAUGCUAAGUGCUGCUGUAGCUGUAGUAACAGAGAAGAGUCGUAGUUGCUACUGGUGCGGACCGCUGGCCGAGCAAGUACACCGCAGCCGUCGCGCGCCUCCUUGCGACGUUGCGGGUAACCACGUCACUACCUGCGAGCCUGAUCUACCACAUUGCGCUAUUGUUGCUACUUCGCCACCAUACGUGGAAUCAAGGUUUUGUGUGAAAAUUUACCAAGACGAAUGUUAUCCACUGUUUUGCAAUUCGACAAAAACGUGGAAAAUGACAUGUCCGUGUCGAGGCGACUUAUGUAACGGCCCGAAUACGGAACGCGAAGAGGAAGCCUUUGCAAUCCUUUAUAAGCUAGUAACAAAGACGCAAACUUCACGUAUAAAAAAAAGAACACAGUUGAGCCCAGGAAAAUUAGUAUCAUCAAAUGACCAAAACACUAUUAUAAUCACAAAUAUAUCAGCUAUAGAAAAUAAUGAGCUUAAUGUUUCCUUACACAAUGUAACUGACGAUGAUAUAACAAAAAUUAUGUUAGGCGAUCAACCCACAAAAGACGGAGAAAGCGACCAAAGCCUAUCAUCAACAGAAAUUGCAUCAACAGCGGAUGACAUUCAAGAAGAAACUACGAAAAAGACAGAAACAGUCGAAAUGAGAGAUAUCAUUCCAGCGGCAGAUACAAAAGACGAUAUAAGGAAAGGUCUAGAAAUCUUGAAGACGGAUAAACUUAUGAAUCACCCGGUGAAACCGAGUGAAGAGCUUCCGACUGCAGAAGCCUUGCAACAGAACACAAGCCCCAAAGCAGUUACAGAAAAAACUACAACAGAAGCAGCGACUUCCGAAACAAUCAUGGACACUACGACCGAGUCUAACACAGAUAAAACUACCCACAAAUCUGAAACCAAAAAUGGUGCAAGCAAACUAUUCGAAACUUCUAUUAUAUUCAUUAAUAUAAUAUCCUUUUAUAUUCAUUUCAUACUAUCACAUAUUAUC